This is a messenger RNA of Arabidopsis thaliana (thale cress), 624 nucleotides long. Its product is annotated as aspartyl/glutamyl-tRNA (Asn/Gln) amidotransferase subunit B. NCBI's taxonomy places the organism in Eukaryota, Viridiplantae, Streptophyta, Magnoliopsida, Brassicales, Brassicaceae. The record is from RefSeq and is marked reviewed. The transcript is spliced from 2 exons. The coding region runs from base 122 to 364 and encodes 80 amino acids.
AUACGACAUUGGUUUAGCUCUGCAAAACGCUCUAUAGUGUCUGUCUGGUCAGAAAUUCUUCGACUCACUUUCGGUUUCUGAUGUUUUGUCUCUCUGAUUGAAAAAGAUCGGGUUUUGCAAGAUGGGAAACAAAGCUACAACGGUGAAAGAAGAACGCGAAGAGAUCCAUUUGAAGAUUGUACCUCCAUUGGACAAAGUUUUUCUGCGUUGGCUCGCAAGAGAUCUCCAGAGAGUUCAUGGAUUCAAACCGAAGAACAACACUCGUGCGAUCACUCCUCCAGAUAGCUACAUCGAGUUUAUGCGGUUAAAUGGAUCGCUUGAUGUAGAUUUAGAUGACCCUGAUCUUGCCCAUUUGUUCAAGUAAAAAGGGGUUCUUCUAUUGUUGUCUCUGUUUGUUAUGUAUGAAGCUUUCAAAGUCUUAGUAUCUUUUUUGAUUACUCAUACAGUCAUACUUAAAGCUUGUGUUUUGGAAGCUCAGUCUAUAAAUAUAUAUUAUCUUCUCUAAACAGUAUAGCAUUCAUAAGAGAUCCAAGUGUCUGCAUUCAGACGACACAUGUUUCUAUUGUCUUGGUGCUAUGAUUUGGAAUCCCUAUGUUUCGAGGUUCCAUUUAAAAAAGUUGUUAA